This is a messenger RNA of Alnus glutinosa, 1129 nucleotides long. Its product is annotated as agamous-like MADS-box protein MADS4. Gene Ontology annotation, molecular function: RNA polymerase II cis-regulatory region sequence-specific DNA binding; DNA-binding transcription factor activity, RNA polymerase II-specific; protein dimerization activity. Gene Ontology annotation, cellular component: nucleus. Bases 247 to 972 code for a protein of 241 amino acids. The transcript is spliced from 8 exons. Lineage: Eukaryota; Viridiplantae; Streptophyta; Magnoliopsida; Fagales; Betulaceae. The record is from RefSeq and is a predicted model, not a curated record. Gene Ontology annotation, biological process: positive regulation of transcription by RNA polymerase II.
CCACAUCCUUUUCGCAUCGAACGCAUCCACAAACCGGCCACGAAACCAAAAAGCUCACGUACAACUACGUAGUAGCACAUUUGCUUUUCCUUAUUCGCUUUGUUUAGAGUGUCCUAUCAUUGUUAGUCUUAACCCAAGCAAAGGGCUGGAAGAUUCUCAGAAAAAAUCAUAUAUGUAGCUCUCUCGAAUAGGCUUUUGAUUUCUGUAAUUUUCUCUCCUAGUGAUCAUAUUUGCUUUUGUGGGAAAAUGGGGAGGGGGAGAGUGGAGCUGAAGAGGAUUGAGAACAAGAUCAACAGGCAGGUGACCUUCGCUAAGCGAAGGAACGGACUUUUGAAGAAAGCCCACGAGCUUUCCGUGCUUUGCGAUGCUGAGGUUGCUCUCAUCAUCUUCUCCAAUAGAGGAAAGCUGUGCGAGUUUUGCAGCAGUCCAAGCAUGCUCAAAACGCUAGAGAGGUACCAGAAAUGCAACUAUGGAGCACCAGAGCCAAAUGUGUCCGCAAGGGAGGUCUUGGAGUUGAGUAGCCAGCAGGAAUACUUGAAGCUUAAGGCACGUUACGAAGCCCUACAAAGAACCCAAAGGAAUCUUAUGGGAGAAGAUCUUGGCCCUUUAAGCAGCAAAGAGCUCGAAUCUCUAGAAAGGCAGCUGGAUAUGUCACUGAAGCAAAUCAGAUCGAUACGGACACAGUUUAUGCUGGAUCAGCUCACUGAUCUUCAACGUAAGGAACACAUGCUUAAUGAAGCAAAUAGGACACUGAAACAAAGGUUGAUGGAUGGAUACCACAUCGACACCCUCCAACUAGAUAUUCAAAGUGCCAACGAUGUGGUUUAUGGCCGACAGCCUGCUCAAACUCAGGAUGAUUGCUUCUUUCAUCCCUUAUGUGAACCCACGUUGCAAAUUGGAUAUCAGCCUGAUCAUCCUAUGACAGUCGUCUCAGCGGGCCCAAGCGUGAAUAACUACAUGUGGAUGCCUUGAUAAGAAGGGCAUGCAUGCAUGGUCAGACAUGGUAUGCAUUCCAUCCAUAAGAAUUAGUAUAAUCAUCAUCCUUUAUGCUGUUGGGAUGAAAAGUGACAUUUAUGACAGUACGGAACUAUCUUUUUAAUUGUAUGCAUAUAUAUGUGUGUGCUCGCUU